This is a messenger RNA of Malus domestica (apple), 852 nucleotides long. RefSeq lists its product as uncharacterized. The record is from RefSeq and is a predicted model, not a curated record. NCBI's taxonomy places the organism in Eukaryota, Viridiplantae, Streptophyta, Magnoliopsida, Rosales, Rosaceae.
AGAUUCCCGUUGGAGGAAAGUUUCUCUCUCCACACACAUCUACAUAACAUAGACCUCUUCUCUCUCUUUCCUCUGUUCCGAAAAAAACAGAGAUAAAACAGAGAGAGAGAGGAGAGAGAGUUCAAUGUUCUACCACAGUCCAUGGCUAUAACCGGGACAGACUCCCAGCACCAAACCUCAACCAAACCAUCCCCAGCUCCUCCACCAAUCGAAGUCGAGUGCGUAAAAUGCGCCUCCUGCGGGUUCACAGAGGAUUGCACCCCAGCCUACAUCUCCCGAGUCCGAGACCGCUAUCAGGGCCGUUGGAUUUGCGGGCUCUGCGUCGAGGCGGUGAAAGACGAAGUUCUACGAUCAGAUAGGCUCAUCUCCACCGAAGAAGCCCUGAACCGCCACAUAAAUUUCUGCAAAAAGUUCCGGUCGCAGAAAGAAACAGAGCACCCUAUCUUAGCCAUGGGUCGGGUUUUCCGGCGGAGCUUGGAUACUCCGAGAGCCCUGAGGUCAAAUUCCAGUACUACCCUCGGAGAAGUCGAAGGGGUUCGCAGCCCGCCGCUUGUUCGUUCGGGAAGUUGCUUCCCUUCUCUGUCUAGGUGAAAAUGGUAAAAAGCAGAGGAUUAAAAGGUAAAUAUGUGAAACAGAGGAACUCUCUUUUUCACUUGGAUACAGUAACAAUUUGGGAUUUGGGUAAAUUUUGGGUCGGUUUUUCUUGCUCUAAUUGGGAAUAUGAGAAAUGGGUUUUUUAAGUUAAUGAUGAGGGAACUGAUAGGACUGAACAUGAGCUUGUUUUUCUAGAAUUCCAAUGUAAAUAUUUCAUAUGUUAAUUUGCUUCAAAAAUGCAUUUUCUUUCUUGUUUCA